AUUUCUGUACAGAGGAUGAGCAAGGAGGACUAUUUAAAGAGACAGCCCUGGAGGGCGAGUCAGAGCCGGGAACCUUUCUGCAUCCCCUCUCUUCUCCCCCGCCCGCCCGCCUGCCAGCCUGCCAGCCUGCUCGCCUGCCUUCGGCUUAGUCCAGCCCAGCCCAGCCCAGCCCUGCCCAGCCCAGCCCCUCUCAGCUCCGUGCAGCUCAGAGACGCGCAGCCCCGCGGAUCCGGACCCAGCGCCUCGCAGCGCAUCCCAACCCAGCCCAGCGCAGCGCAGCCUCCUCCAGCCUAG
Molecule: messenger RNA, 294 nt
Organism: Dromiciops gliroides (monito del monte)
Lineage: Eukaryota; Metazoa; Chordata; Mammalia; Microbiotheria; Microbiotheriidae
Product: vegetative cell wall protein gp1-like
Exons: 2
Coding region: 16-294 (92 amino acids)
Source: RefSeq, a predicted model, not a curated record